Acanthoscelides obtectus is the source of this 304-nucleotide messenger RNA. Lineage: Eukaryota; Metazoa; Arthropoda; Insecta; Coleoptera; Chrysomelidae. The record is from the annotation of a GenBank genome assembly.
UGCUGAUUCGCAUAUUUUUAUGACAUAAUUUCAGUUUUGCUUGGUUUGUUAAGGUUUGAAUGGUCAAAAAUAUGGACCCCGUUAAAAUAGCAGCGGCGGGAGUAGAUGAAAACUACUUUUAUUCCCAGUUAGAAGAGUUUUAUAAAGAUAAAAAGGAUGCUCAGAAGAAACUAUAGACGUCCGAGAGACAUAAGGAGAACCAUAUGAAGAAUUUUAUGAAAAACUUAUGGAUGUCAUAUAUCUACUGGUCAUGGGGGUAGAGACAAAAUGAAAUCUGCUUUAAGACCAAAGUUCGCGAUUCCUC